AUGCCAUCAGCUUCAACAAAGGAUAGUAGACGCCUUACAGGCUAUCGAGGUGAUACUGCAGACAGUAAUCACAUUGGACAGAUUCAGCACCACUCGCUCUAUGAUGAUGAUAUGGAAGACUACCAACUUUAUACAGCGACAGACGACGACGACGUUUAUGAAGAAUAUGAUGAAGAUCUUGAUGAUCUUCAACAACAGCAGGAUGAUGACCAAGAUGACACUGGUUCAGAAUUGAGUAUACCUGAUCCAAAUAUCGAUUUUGAUAUGGUGUACGCACUCCAUACGUUUGCUGCUACAGUAGAAGGUCAAGCUUCGGUCGUCAGAGGAGAUGCUUUAACAUUGCUGGAUGACAGUAAUUCGUACUGGUGGCUUGUCAAGGUGCUGAAAACAGCUGAAGUAGGUUACAUUCCUGCUGAAAACAUUGAGACACCACACGAAAGAUUGGCUAGACUGAAUUCUCAUCGCAACAUUGAACUCACUCGAAAAGAUAUCCAAGAUGCCUUCCCAACACCACCCUCUAAUAAGCUCAAGAAGAGAAAGCGGGUGACACUUGCUAAAGGUGUGCAGUUCCAGUCUCAAAUCAUCUAUGGAUCCAGCGAUGAUGAAGAGGAUUUCGAAGCAGAGUUUGAGCAAUGGGAUGAAAAGAUGCGCUCCGAUGACUCAGAGACGGACGACCAGGAUUCAGAUGAAGAUAGCGAUGACCCAUACAACUAUUAUGAUGACCAUAACCAGAGCUACUCUGACCAAGCUGACCUGUAUUCGCCUUCUCGCGGGGGAAAUGAAGCAGCAACAGUAGCAGAAACCGCAACCUACCAACAACAACAACAACAACAACAGAGACGAUCUCUAAUCAACACCAAACCUAUCAAUAAUACCAGCUACGUCCAUCACAGCAACAACAACACGCAUUACACUGAUCCCAUCGAUCAAUACAACCAAAUCAGCAAUGACUCUGACAUUAUCAAUGACCUAGAAGAUCACGUUGCCCGCGACAUGGAUAGAAAUACAUUGAAUCUGGAAGACGAGACCAUCAAAAUCUCACUGACGCCCUCUAUUGCACGCGGCUACGAUGACCAACAACGCAACUCUGACAGCAGCAUUCAAUCCAAAUUGAAAAAGGCAGCCAAACUGGACAAACUACUUGGCCCAUCUGCAUCGCCUGAACCUUCUGUACAAGAACAGCAGCGUCGUAACUCUAAAGAUAGCAAUAGUGGCAAGAAGGAGAAGUCAGGUAUUCGCAAGUUUUUUAGCAGAAGCAGUAGUAGCAGUGGUGGUAGCAGCAAAGAAAGCAAAAAGAGCAAGAAAUUAGCUACACAGUCGAGUUUGGAGAGACAAUUGUCCGGUGGAUCCAACUAUGAGACAGCGUCCAUCAGCUCCCAGUCGACUGGGAUGAUGUCCUUUGAUCGUGAUCGUCAAGGCAGCUUGGAUUCCUCCAUCAUGACUGCUGCAGCUGCAGUGCAACCCACUCAGCUCAAGAUUUACGCUGGAAAUAUCACUGAUUUUGGUCAUGAGGUCUACAGACUUGCCUUGAUCUACCCCUCUACGACUGCACUGGAGCUCAUCCAUCAAGUCAUUCAUCGUUCCAAGGAUGAUAGUGAUGAUGCCGUGUUGAUGGAAGAGAAUAUGGUGGCCUACCAUGACUACUACGUGAUUGUCAAAACGCCGGGUGGUGAUGAGUUUACGCUGGUGCCAUCCGAUAAGCCGCUAGAGAUCUUCCACUCCCUGACAGCUCAUUUGAAUACACCUAUGCCAUCGCUCAAAAAGGCUAGACGUAUUUCGCAACUGAUGGGCAGCGACAAUACGCAUAUUGGAGGCCCCACCAAGGAAACAAUGCACCAACAGCCAGAUCAAGUCCAGUUCUUUUUGUUUUCCAAAACAAAGCGAAUCGAAGAUGGUGAAAUUCAAAUCAAAGUGUCCUUAUUUCCUUCUCAACCACCACCACCACAACAACAACAACAUUACAAUGCAGAUCAAUCUAAAAGAGUGGAUAAGCUUGUCAAGAUUCCAUCGAACAUUUUGAUCAAGGACGCUGUGACAUUGCUGUUGGAGAAAUUCCACAUUUUAAAUGGCAUUGUAGCUGGUUCAACUACAAAUGACAUUGAAUCACUGCGCUUGGAUGGCGACGACGAACUUGUCAAGUAUCAACUAUACAUCAACAGAGACGGUCAAGAGCAUUUACUCGAUACCACAGACAAGCUGUUGGACACAUUCGGCGUUGAUCAAGUGCCACCUAUCCACUAUCGCCGCAACAGUAAUCCAGAUAGAAGCUCUAUUACAGUCAAUAUCACGCCUCCCGAAAAGACGGAGACGUUUUUUAUCCUCAAGUGCACGAAUGAUGACAGGGAAUACCAGCCUCAUCAUCAGGAGGAGCAGCACCAGCAACAUAAAAAGCCUCACCGUGUGAUGAUGCGACAAGAUACACCUAUGCCUCGCCAAGAGACGACACCCACAGAUGGGUUCACUCAGCAGCCGCUUCCACAAUACCAGCCUCAAAUCGUACUCGAUACGCGUGAUAUGAUGAGCAGCCCUGAAGACGCCAUGUUUGAAAGUAAACCUGUCCUUUCAUCUUCACCUGAUUCCAACGAAGAUGUGUUAUCUCAAUUAGAUGAGGCAAUCGAUACCCUUACACCCACAACUCCUCCACCUAUGGCUCCCCCCCUUCAUCAUCAACAACAACAACAACAACAGCUACAGCCUCAACUCCAAUCACCUCCACCACCUCCGUCACAAAAGCAACGCCCUCGUCCUGAAUCCACUGAAUCCAUGCUGUUUUGCAAUGAUUUUGGCAUGAAUGAUCUGAUGGUCAUUAUUCGUGGUGCAGCUCAGCUCGAAAAACCAACACAGCCUGCAAGACAAUCAUCCUACCAGAUUCGAAGCGAAAUCAGUGAAGUCUUUAAAGAUAGUCAGACGAGACUAGAUCAGUUGGAAAAGGAGCUGGAUCGUAUCAUGGCUGAAGCUGUCAAGGUGUAUCCUUGA
Mucor velutinosus is the source of this 2976-nucleotide messenger RNA. RefSeq lists its product as uncharacterized. The transcript is spliced from 4 exons. Lineage: Eukaryota; Fungi; Mucoromycota; Mucoromycetes; Mucorales; Mucoraceae. Gene Ontology annotation, biological process: establishment or maintenance of actin cytoskeleton polarity; intracellular protein localization. Bases 1 to 2976 code for a protein of 991 amino acids. Gene Ontology annotation, cellular component: microtubule cytoskeleton; cell tip. Gene Ontology annotation, molecular function: protein binding. The record is from RefSeq and is a predicted model, not a curated record.